AUGCAGGACACUACACAGCUAAACAAGUCUAAGCUGGGUACCAAACAGUACUGGGACGACUUCUACGCUGUAGAAAGGAAGAAUUUCAAGGCAAAUGAGGAGGAUACCGGUGAAUGCUGGUUUGACGACAAUGAUGCAGAGCAGAAGAUGGUAGACUUUCUUUCGGACAACAUCGAACAAUAUUCGAUUGAAAGUGGAUCGUCGAUGAUCGAUUUGGGUACGGGGAAUGGCCACCUACUGUUUGAAUUGGCCGAGAACGAUUUUGCUGGGCCGAUGUUGGGAGUCGAUUAUUCGGAAGAAAGUGUUCAGUUUGCAAACGAGAUUGCGCAAAGCAGAGGUCUUUCUAGCACAAUUACAUUCGAACAGGCGGAUAUAUUCAGCGAUGAUUGGAGCCCUGGGGAGUUUGAUAUUGUGCUGGAUAAGGGGACUCUGGAUGCAAUUGCCCUCAGUGGGCUGCAGAUCGGGAAUAAAUCUGUAGUAGAGUGCUACAGUACUGUCGUGGAGAAACUGUUGAAAGAUGGGGGUGUGUUUCUCAUAACUUCUUGUAAUUUUACUCAGGAGGAAUUGACCAAGAUCAUAGAGACGGACAAUUUAAAAGUGUGGGAGACGGUCGACUACCCAGUGUUUGAGUUUGGCGGUGUCAAGGGUACGCCAAUCUGCACAAUUGCAUUUGUGAAGGGUGUCUUGUGA
Huiozyma naganishii CBS 8797 is the source of this 690-nucleotide messenger RNA. It is a transcript of the gene EFM4, whose product is annotated as Efm4p. Bases 1 to 690 code for a protein of 229 amino acids. The record is from RefSeq and is a predicted model, not a curated record. The transcript has a single exon. NCBI's taxonomy places the organism in Eukaryota, Fungi, Ascomycota, Saccharomycetes, Saccharomycetales, Saccharomycetaceae. Gene Ontology annotation, molecular function: protein-lysine N-methyltransferase activity. Gene Ontology annotation, biological process: peptidyl-lysine dimethylation; peptidyl-lysine monomethylation. Gene Ontology annotation, cellular component: cytoplasm.